Messenger RNA from Hemisphaericaspora subhashii, 2769 nucleotides. RefSeq lists its product as uncharacterized. The record is from RefSeq and is a predicted model, not a curated record. Gene Ontology annotation, biological process: regulation of DNA-templated transcription; DNA-templated transcription. The coding region runs from base 1 to 2769 and encodes 922 amino acids. Gene Ontology annotation, molecular function: zinc ion binding; DNA-binding transcription factor activity, RNA polymerase II-specific; DNA binding. The transcript has a single exon. NCBI's taxonomy places the organism in Eukaryota, Fungi, Ascomycota, Pichiomycetes, Serinales, Debaryomycetaceae.
AUGGAUAGAUUUGAAGGACAGCUGUUUAUAGGAGAAUCCAAUAAUUCAAUAGAUCCAGUAGGUGAAAGUGGGACAGGUAGUCCAUCUGAAGAAAACCAAUCUCGGAAAAGAAUCAGAGUGGCUUGUGAUAUUUGUCGAAAGAAGAAAAUCAAAUGUGAUGGAAGCUUUCCUUGUACUAAUUGCACUCAAGCUCGAGAUGCAACUUGUCAUUAUACAGUAAGACCAGUUAAAAAGAAAUCAAAAGCACCUGCAAAAGACAGACUGAUAAAUAAAAAACUGGACAGCAAUGAUCGUACAAAUAAAACAGUAAAAAUAUUGGAAACCAGAAUGUCGUCUUUAGAAAAUGCAAUUUAUGGAUUAACUAGACAAUUAACUAAUUUGGUAGAAGCCCUGAGAUCACAGGGGAGUAGCUUAGUUACUCAAGCCAGUCGGAGAUUUGGAAUAGAAGCAGGCGUAGAAGGAGAGGAACAAAAUGAAAGUGAUUCAAGUCAGCGUUCAGUUUCUCCAGAUAUAGCUGGUGCAACACGUGGUUCUUCCAAUGAACCUUCUAGAGAGAGACGUGCUUCUGAAGCCACAAAGCUAGCACUCAAGUUAGGAAAUGUUGAUCAAUACAUUGGAAGUCAUUCUAUGUUAUGUAUAUUCUCUAAUAACUCCUUAUCAUGGAUGGAGAAUAUGAUGGGCGAAGGCGGCGCUGAAGUCAUUAAGCCAGUAAGGAAUCUACCAGUUGUCUAUUAUUCAAAGCUUGGUGUGUUUCUUAAAAAGUGGAUUGAUCCUCCAGUAGUUGACAAAGCUGGAAGGUUGAAUUUAUUAGAGUCCCCAUUCCCAACAGAUGCGGGCAUGGUUUAUGAGUUGGUUGAUAAUUAUUACCGUGACAUUGCCAUGGUAAAUGUACUUGUGAGUAGUGUUGAAGCGCGGAAACUUUUUGGGGACUACUAUAAAAUUCAAUCAGAGCCUCGUGUCCAGAAAAGAAAGAGAUUUAAAUUAUCUGAACUAAUGAAAUUGACUGGUGUUUUGCUACUCGCAAUCUCCAACAAAUUUGACAAAGAUUCGGUCGCCCAUUUUAGUACCCCGACAUCCGUCAGACUGGACAGUCAUUCUCCAUUGGCGAAAUAUUCAGACCAUUACUUGCUUGAACUACAAUCAAAGUUGUUCGAUGCUGCUAUAUACUAUUAUCAACGUAUAUCCAUAAUAAGUGAAGGUCUAGAAACAAUUGAAGCAAUCUUGAUACUCAUUAUCUAUAUGGAUGGCAGUUGGGCUUCAAGUUUUAUCAAUUACAUACCAAUUUCAAUUGCUAUCCGAUAUGCCCAAGAUAUGGGGUUACAUAGAGCAGAGACAUACAACGGCUUUUCUCUCCCAGAGCAAGAUCGGAGAAGAGCAAUAUGGUCGUAUUGUCAUUAUUAUGAUACAGAAAUGUGUUAUAGAUCAGGAAAACCACCCUUGAUCAAUGAUAACGAUGUGACCAUAAAUGACACCGAAGAUUUAAAGCAAUUUUGUAUCACCCAUUACAAGGGCAAGUUACUUGACGAUAAUACUAUUCCCGUUGAAACCCAAUUUUUGACAGUGCUACAACAGACCGAUCCAGAACUGCUUUAUCAUUUCUUAAUGUUGUCAAUUAGUAAGAUCAGAUCGAAGUCGUACAAUCAACUUUUUAUUGCUCUGGCUCAGAACCGCGACUUUAGAAGUGUAGCUAGGACAUUAGACCAAUUAAAUGCAGAAAUGUUUGAGUUGGCAGGAUAUAUGGCUGAUGGUGCAAGGCCGCGGUUUUACAAUGAUCCUCAAUUUCAUUUCAUCGAUGAGAAUUGGCCACCAGCUAAAAAGGAGAGUACGAUUGCUAUGCAAAUGACUUUUUUCUUACAUUUGCUGAUUAUGAAUAGGAUUCCAACAAUGGUAAGUGCUGAAAAUAUAGGUAAAUUUGGGGCAGAAGCGCUUAAGUUUAGAAGCUUGUCGCUAGAUGCAGCAAGAACAAUAAUGGUGUUAUCUAAGCAAAUAUCCAAAGAUAUUGCGUCGCUUUCUUACUUGAACUGGAUCUUGAACUUCCCAGUCAAUGCAUUCCUUAUCCUAGCUGCGGCAGUAAUGAAUCACCCUCAGUCAACAGAAGCGUACAAUGAUUUGCAGCUAUUAAUUGAUUUUGCAACGAAUGUGUUUAAUUCAUCAAGGUAUAAACUUACCAAUGAAGUUUCAUUAGCUAACGAAUACUCAGAUAAAGAUUUUGUUCUCCGUUUGGUUGUUCGCGUGUUUUUGAAUGUUGUCAUUAAGGCUUUCGAAUCUCAAACCAAUAGUGAAAUCUUAUCAACCAAUCCACCACUUAGAGAAUAUCUUGAAACGACGUCAGUAUUAUUUCCCGAUUUAUACAAAGAUAGAGCAGAUAUUUCUGCCCAGUUCUCCCAAGUAUUUGGUGCAUCUCCAUUCACAAAGGAUCCAAAUAAUUAUAAUUCUAGACCUACACUGGUCAACAGCGUAGCCAAAAAUGAAUUCGUGUCCUCACCAAGAUACAACCCGGCUGUAUCAAAUAUUUUGCAUCAUUCAAAUGACGUUCAAGGAGCACCUUCUUACAAUAACAUUUCACAGUCACAACCAGGAAAUUUCCGGAUGAAACUGGAAUUUGGCCCUGAUCCGCCAUUUACGGCUCCAAAUAUUGCCCCUAUGACACAGGAGGACAGCUAUGAUGUGUUGUCCAAUUAUUUGUAUAAUGAGGGUGCCCCUAAUGCCUUCUUUAAUCAAGUUAAUAAUUUGCCCAAUUUUUUCUUUGAUAAUAAUUUAGGGGUGUAA